AUGCCACCACAGAAGAAACAAAAGGUUCAACCUAAAGGUGAGAAGACCUCACUAGAAUAUUUGAAAGAAACCGGUACUAAAGUGGUUGCUGAUACUGGUGACUUUGAGCAAAUUGCAAAAUAUGAGCCUAUGGAUUCGACCACAAAUCCGACUCUAAUCUUAGCUGCAUCCAAAAAGGAAGAAUAUGCAAAAUUGAUGGAUAAUGCAAUCGAAUAUGGGAAAAGUCAUGGUGAUACUCUUGAAGAAAAGGCUGAAAAUGCAAUUGAUAAACUAUUGGUUGAAUUUGGGACUGAGAUUUUGAAAAUUGUGCCUGGUAAAGUGUCUACUGAAGUAGAUGCAAGGUUAUCCUUUGAUAAAGAGGCAAUGGUUUCUAAAGCUAUUGAUCUUAUGAAACUUUACGAUGAGGCUGGGAUCUCUAAGGAAAGAGUUUACAUUAAACUUUCCUCCACUUGGGAAGGUAUCCAAGCAGCUAAAGAGCUUGAGGAGAAGCAUGGAAUCCAUACUAAUUUAACGUUGUUGUUUUCAUUCGUCCAAGCCGUCGCUUGCGCUGAAGCCAAUGUAAGUUUGGUAUCUCCGUUUGUUGGAAGAAUUACAGACUACUAUAAGAGCAAGACUGGUAAAGAUUAUCCUCCAGAAGAUGAUCCAGGUCUUAAAUCAGUGGAAAGAAUAUAUUAUUAUUACAAGAAACAUAGUUAUGAUACAGUCAUCAUGGCUGCAUCCAUGAGGAAUAUCGGUCAAGUCAAACAAUUGGCUGGUAUUGACAAUUUGACAUUAUCCUUAAGUGUAUUAGAUUCUUUGUUGAAUAGCCACGAAUCGAUUGAAAAGAGACUAGUCCCAGAGGAUGCUAAGGAGAAGGGAGAUGAAAAAGAAACAUUCAUUAAUGAUGAAUCUAAAUUCAGGUAUCAGUUGAAUGACGAUGCAAUGGCAACGGACAAACUAGCAGAUGGUAUAAGAAAAUUUGCAGCGGAUGCGAUUACAUUAACUGAUCUAGUGAAGGAGAGGCUAUCAAGUUGA
Naumovozyma dairenensis CBS 421 is the source of this 1014-nucleotide messenger RNA. RefSeq names its product sedoheptulose-7-phosphate:D-glyceraldehyde-3-phosphate transaldolase NQM1 (gene NQM1). Gene Ontology annotation, cellular component: intracellular anatomical structure; cytoplasm. Lineage: Eukaryota; Fungi; Ascomycota; Saccharomycetes; Saccharomycetales; Saccharomycetaceae. The record is from RefSeq and is a predicted model, not a curated record. Gene Ontology annotation, molecular function: transaldolase activity. The transcript has a single exon. Gene Ontology annotation, biological process: carbohydrate metabolic process; pentose-phosphate shunt, non-oxidative branch; pentose-phosphate shunt. The coding region runs from base 1 to 1014 and encodes 337 amino acids.